GCCGUCUAAUUGUUCAAACGCAUGUACGCUGUGCCAAGUGGCGGUCGACAGCAAUAGCUCCUCCAUAACUCCCAUAUAGUUACGCUGAAAAGUAAAUAUAAACAGAGAUGUCGCUGAAGAACGAGAAAAUCGGUAUUGUGGGCAGCGGUCUGAUUGGUCGCUCCUGGUCCAUGUUGUUCGCCUCGGUGGGCUAUCAAGUGGUGCUGUACGAUAUCCUGCCCGAGCAGGUGUCCACCGCUUUGACUGCCACUCAAAAGGAGCUGCUGGAUCUCGAGUCCAAGGGUCUGCUGCGCGGCAAGUUGACUGCCGCCCAGCAAUUCUCCUGCAUCUCGGGUACCAAUGACAUCAAGGAGUUGGUCAAGGGUGCCAUCUUCAUCCAGGAGUGUAUCCCCGAGCGUUUGGAUCUGAAAAAGGCUCUGUAUAAGCAAUUAGAUGCUGUUGUCGGACCCAACACCAUCUUGUCAAGCUCCACCAGUACUUUUCUGCCCUCCCUCUUCAGCGCGGAUCUGAAAAACAAGGCUAAUGUUUUGGUCUCGCAUCCCGUCAACCCACCGUACUACGUUCCUCUGGUCGAGAUUGUGCCUGCACCGUGGACGAAACCGGAAUGGGUGCAGAAGGCCCGUGCCUUGAUGGAAGAGAUUGGUCAAAAACCAGUUACUCUGUCACGGGAGAUUGAGGGCUUUGCCCUGAACCGUAUCCAGUAUGCCAUUCUUAAUGAAACAUGGCGAUUGGUCGAGGCCGGGAUCCUGAACGUCAAGGACAUCGAUAGCGUGAUGAGCAAUGGACUGGGUCCGCGUUAUGCCUUCUUGGGUCCCUUGGAGACAGCCCAUCUGAAUGCCGAAGGCAUGGCCAACUAUUGCGAGCGUUACUCGAAAUCCAUCUAUACCGUCAGUCAGACAAUGGGACCAACAAUGAAAAUGGAGGGUCCAGUGGCUGACGAAGUGGCCAAGCAGCUAAACGAGAUGGUACCGCUGGAUCAGUUGGCCGCCCGCCGCAACUACCGCGACAAUUGCCUCACCCAGUUGAGCAUUCUCAAGAGCAAGCUCAAUAAGUAACUCAUUAUCUUCGUUCUUUCCUUUUUUUUUUUUGUGAUAUGCUAGCGCCACAUAUGUACGUUAAAUAUACGGAAAUCGUUUAAAUAA
This is a messenger RNA of Drosophila eugracilis, 1142 nucleotides long. It is a transcript of the gene Had1, whose product is annotated as lambda-crystallin homolog. Gene Ontology annotation, molecular function: NAD+ binding; oxidoreductase activity, acting on the CH-OH group of donors, NAD or NADP as acceptor. The record is from RefSeq and is a predicted model, not a curated record. The transcript has 3 exons. Bases 108 to 1055 code for a protein of 315 amino acids. Lineage: Eukaryota; Metazoa; Arthropoda; Insecta; Diptera; Drosophilidae. Gene Ontology annotation, biological process: fatty acid metabolic process.